UCUCUCUCUCUCUCCGGCACAAAGUUGCGCUCCUGUGAACACACUUCAAUGCACAGCUGACGGAUCCGAUAUUCUGUUUUUGUGCUGCAUUUUUGUGAAUAUGGGAGUUUGGGUUGCAUUGUUCGUGCUGCUGUUCGCUUUCGGAGAGUGCUCACUGAAGCAAGACGUGCCAGUGAUAGAUGUGUUGGGUUUGGAUGAUGUGAAGCAGAGCGUAGCAGCAGUGGAGAAGGUCUCUUUAGCUCUGAAGACUCUCAGUGAUGUCUAUGUGUUGUCUACCUUCCGUCUGCCUACCAAACUGGGUGGAGUUCUCCUGGGCCUCUACAACAAACAGGACAACAAGAAAUAUCUUGAGAUGGCCAUCAUGAGCAAGAUCAACAAAGUUUUGGUCCGGUACGUCCGUGACGAUGGAAAACUGCACACAGUGAAUAUGCAGACUCUUGUGAAUGUGGCAGACGGACGCCCUCAGUCUAUUAUUCUGCGUGUCGGUGGCCUGCGCAGAGAUUACCUGAACCUGGAGCUCUACGUGAACUGUCGUCUGGCUGACUCCGCCCAGCGGCUGCCCCAAUUGGUUGAUUUGCCUAGAGAUGCAGAGCUGGUGGAGAUUCGUAAUGGCCACAAGGCAUAUGCUCGGAUGCAGGGGUCAGUGGAGUUUCUUAAACUGGCUCUAGGGGGCACUGUGGCUCAGGCUGGGGCCCUCACCGACUGUCCAUUUCAGGGAGACGCCUCUUCAUAUAACACAGUGAACGGUGAGGUAAAUUCUAUUCUAGGUGACCACACUAAAGCUCUGAUUGGACAGCUCAUCAUCUUUAAUCAGAUCCUGGGUGAACUGAGACAGGACAUCAGAGAACAGGUGAAAGAAAUGUCUCUCAUCAGGAAUGCUAUUCUGGAGUGUCAGAUGUGUGGAUUUCAUGAGCCGCGCUCUCGUUGUCAGCCCAACCCCUGCUUUAAAGGAGUUGCCUGCAUGGAGACAUUUGAUUACCCGGGGUACCGCUGCGGUCCCUGUCCAGAGGGCAUGAAGGGGAAUGGCACACACUGUCAAGAUAUAGAUGAGUGUGCAGAGGCUCAACCCUGUUAUACACCUGGUGCAUGUAUUAACACGGCGAAAGGUUUUACCUGUGAGCCUUGCCCACUAGGACUAUGGGGUCCACCUCUCUCCGGUGUCGGUAUGGAAUAUGCCAAGAGCCACCGCCAGGAAUGCUUCGACAUGGAUGAGUGUGUCAAUUUCGAAAACGCCUGCACACCCAACUCCGUCUGCACAAACACUAUAGGAUCAUACAGAUGUGGUCAGUGUAAGCCCGGGUAUGUCGGGAAUCAGACAGCCGGAUGUCUUCCUCGGAAAUCAUGUGCCUCCCUCAGUUUCAACCCCUGUGACACCAACGCACACUGCAUCAUUCAGAGAAAUGGAGAUGUCACCUGCGCUUGUAAUGUCGGGUGGGCAGGUAAUGGUCACACCUGUGGGAAAGACACAGAUAUUGAUGGUUAUCCAGACCGCUCGCUGCCCUGCAUGGACAACAACAAGCGCUGCAAAGAGGAUAACUGCAUGUUCACACCCAACUCUGGUCAGGAAGAUGCAGACAAUGAUGGAAUUGGAGACCAGUGUGACGAGGAUGCAGAUGGAGAUGGAAUAAAAAACGUAGAGGAUAACUGCCGGUUGGUGUCUAAUAAAGACCAGCAGAACUCUGACACAGACUCCUUUGGCGACGCGUGCGACAACUGUCCCACGGUUCCCAAUAUUGACCAGAAAGACACAGAUAAUAAUGGAGAAGGAGACGCCUGCGAUGAUGACAUCGACGGAGAUGGAAUCCAGAAUGUGUUGGAUAACUGUCCCAAAGUACCGAACCCCAUGCAGACCGACCGGGAUGGAGAUGGUGUGGGUGAUGCAUGUGACAGCUGUCCUGAGAUCAGUAAUCCUAUGCAGACAGAUGUUGACAAUGACUUAGUGGGCGAUGUUUGUGACACCAAUCAAGAUACCGAUGGAGACGGACAUCAAGACACUCGGGAUAACUGCCCCGACAUUCCGAACAGCUCUCAGCUUGAUUCGGAUAACGACGGCAUCGGUGACGACUGUGACGAGGAUGAUGAUAACGACGGUGUUCCAGACAACCAGGCCAUCAAUGGAAUUGGACCAGAUAACUGCAGACUGAUUUCCAACCCCAACCAGAAAGACUCAGACAGUAACGGAGUCGGCGAUGUAUGCGAGAAUGACUUUGACAAUGAUGCAGUAUUGGAUUUUAUUGACGCGUGUCCAGAAAGUGCAGAAGUCACAAUUACUGAUUUCAGAGCCUAUCAGACAGUGAUAUUGGACCCGGAGGGCGACGCUCAGAUUGACCCGAACUGGGUGGUGCUAAAUCAGGGUAUGGAGAUUGUUCAAACUAUGAAUAGCGACCCGGGUCUGGCAGUGGGUUACACAGCAUUUAACGGGGUGGACUUCGAAGGAACAUUUCACGUUAACACAGUGACUGAUGAUGACUAUGCCGGCUUCAUCUUUGGCUAUCAGGAUUCGUCCAGUUUUUAUGUGGUGAUGUGGAAACAGACGGAGCAGACUUACUGGCAGUCUGUCCCGUUCAGAGCCAUGGCUGAACCGGGACUACAGCUGAAGGCGGUGAAAUCUCGCACCGGUCCCGGUGAGUUUCUUCGUAAUGCUCUAUGGCACACGGGUCACACAGACGGAGAGGUGAAACUGCUGUGGAAAGACCCACGAAAUGUCGGCUGGCAAGAUAAAGCCUCAUACCGCUGGCAUCUCACCCACCGGCCACAGGUCGGCUACAUAAGGUGA
Molecule: messenger RNA, 2776 nt
Organism: Triplophysa rosa
Lineage: Eukaryota; Metazoa; Chordata; Actinopteri; Cypriniformes; Nemacheilidae
Gene: thbs3a
Product: thrombospondin 3a
Exons: 21
Coding region: 101-2776 (891 amino acids)
Biological process (GO): cell adhesion
Cellular component (GO): extracellular region
Molecular function (GO): calcium ion binding
Source: RefSeq, a predicted model, not a curated record